Messenger RNA from Micropterus dolomieu (smallmouth bass), 3825 nucleotides. RefSeq names its product innate immunity activator b (gene inavab). The transcript is spliced from 10 exons. Bases 338 to 2173 code for a protein of 611 amino acids. Gene Ontology annotation, biological process: positive regulation of protein ubiquitination; adherens junction maintenance. The record is from RefSeq and is a predicted model, not a curated record. Lineage: Eukaryota; Metazoa; Chordata; Actinopteri; Centrarchiformes; Centrarchidae.
UGCUUCACUUUACUGUGCCCAAGAAGUAGUCUUUCCAGCAAAAGUUUAGUUUGGGCAGUAACGCAUCUCUUUUCAUGUUUGUGCUGUAAUAUAUCCACUCAUUAAGAGUACAGACACGUAACCCGAGGACUCUGUGCGGCUUUCUUCAGCUCUUCUGUCACUGUAAAUAGAAAUAAACUUCCAGCUGAAAUCUGGGAGCCUGCGAGCCGAGCCGAUGGGGAGCUGAGUGUAUGGAUACAGAUGAGGCACGAUGCUAGCGAGCUAACAAGCUACUAAGGAAAUGGUGAGUGUCGACAUUAUCCACUGAAGAACAGCAACAGGAAGUCGAUCUACUGACAUGGAGGGCAAUGGAGAGAUCAGUGACACUGACAGCGGCAUCAUCCUUCAUUCAGGUUUUGACAGCCCAACGACACAUACGAAGGAUGUGACCACACACACACGGGCCAUGAAGCUCAAACACCAGGCUCUCCAAGACCGACUGGAGCUCUGCCUACUGGAGCUGAAGAAACUCUGCAUCCGAGAAGCUGAGUUGACAGGCCGGCUGUCAGAUGAUUAUCCUCUGCUGCCAGGAGAGAAGCCUCCUCAGAUCCGCAGACGUAUUGGAGCUGCGUUUAAACUGGACGAACAAAGCUUCCCUAGAAGAGGAGAGGAGUCAGAACUGAGUUUUGUGGACGCUGAGUUAGCGCUUCAGAUGAAGAUAUUCGAGGCAGCGCGCAAGCUCUGUGAGGAGGACCACCCAAGUAAGGCUGUCAAAAAGAGCCGGUUGCAGCAGUGCAGGAGAGAGGAGAAAAAACUCAAACGGCUACAAGAGACGUCCUUUCAGCUGCGACUGGAGCACGGUCGAUCAUCACCACUCCCUGCUUUCAAUAUUGCACAACAAGAUCUGGGCACAUCUGAUGACAGCUCUCUGUCUGAUUCUGUAGUGCAAGAUGAAGAAGUGACGAGCCAGUCAUCACAACUGUCUUCAGCCCAUCCAGGAGAGACAGAUCCUCCGCCUGUGUCCUCACAAUCAUUCAUAGACGGCUCCUGCAGUUCUCCUUCUGUGGCUCCACAGCCUCUGACACCAAGCCAGUCUCCCUACCCGAGCAUUGACUCUACAGUGAGUUUAAACUCAAGUCCUGUGUAUGACCCUCCUCCCAUCCAACACUCCCCGUGGACAGAGUCUAGUCUCGACCAACCUUACCAGAAGAGCAAGAAGUCUCGCUCCUCCAGCAAGACAAGUCCAGCCAAAACUGAAUUGCUGCCACCGUUGGAGGCUUGCUUAGCGCAGUCUGCUCUGCCAGUGCAACUCUCACACCUGAGGCUGAGCCGCACCCAGUCCAACAGCACGCCUUCCACACCAGAGAUGCGCGUGCACAGACAGCUGUCCCUCAGGUUAUCCAACCCUGAUUCGUCAUUUGAAAAGGACCGUGGUCGCAGCAGAGGCCCGAGGAGGCGACUGACAGAAUAUGCAAUAACUUUACCAGAGACUCCUCCCCCUGUGGUCAACUAUGGAAAGCAUGCUAACUCUGAGGAUAGCCACUCUGAACACUCGUUUGCAUCUUACAACAGCUCACCUUGUCAGGAGUUGCCCUCUGAUUCACCCAAACAAUAUCAGUCUUCAUUCUCGCACUCUGGCCCAGUUGGCAGCUAUGGACCUCAAGCCUUACCACGCACUGGCCUUUACCAUAAUCCCACGCACCAGUCCAGCCCCACUUUUCACAAAGCCCAUUACAAUGAAGAAAUGGUCUACCCACCUGAUCUGGACUUGGCUUGGGGCUAUUACGCCCAGCAGGCUCCCUGUCCUUCCAACAGAAAUGAGUAUUGGCAUAAAGACGCUGCUGUAGCCCACCAGAGAGCACACAGGCCUUUACCUCCCAAUAUCAGACUCUCCCCCUCCCCGUCUCAAUGGGACCGUCCACACUACCGCUCCAGUGGUCUCCCACAACAAGUAGUGAAUGAACAGCUGAAGUCAUGGCACUGGCGGAGUCAGCUUAAACCCCCCAGGUCCCAUUCUCUCGACAGACAGGGAGCAGUCAGAGUUAAAAACGUGUCGCCACGGGAUAUGACCUGCUACCAAAAUCAGAAGUACCAUGAACAGGUUAUCCAAAAAAGGGCUCUCCAAAUAGCUGCAGAUGACACUCAAGGGCACUGGGUUGUAGGCGAUGGCUCUCACUUUGUAAGUCAAGUGUAAACCAAGACCAUCUGAAAUGAACAUGUCGACCGCAACUGCAUUCAUUCCCAAUUAAGUGAAGUAGCUGAAAAAAUCAAGUCGGAUUAACUGUUUCUGCCCAUAAAAAUAACUUUUUUCAUGAUUCCUGUUAACCUGCCAGUCUGUAUUUGGGCAAACGGAAGGAGGAUGAAAAAACUGGAGCUUCUUACAUUAUGAUGAGAUCUAGUACAACAAUAACAAAAAAUUACUACAAAGUCAGUAAUGUCACAAAAUCAACUAUGUCACAGUAAAGCUGAUUGCAGAGCAGUUGUGUUGGAUUUAGAACACAUCUGUAAAGAGUGCCUGUUGUUUUUGUCCACUCUUUGUACUAACCAUUAUAAAUGACGCACUGAAGUGAAUGCUUGUUAGAUGAAUUGAAAGGUGAUAAAUACUCUGUUUUAAAAGCGCUGUUGUAACCUGUGACCUGCAAGGUGUCCAAGGCUGAUGCCAUAAAUCUGUUGCCAGCUUUUUUAGUUUCUCACAAAAACAGAUAUUAUCAUCAUCGCAGAGUUUCUGGGUCAUUAAAUUAUAGGCAAAGCAAUUAUAAAUGAAAUGGUAUUUUGCAGCAAAGUGGUUGGAGAUGCAGGAGUUCUAACAUAGAAAUGUCCACCAAAAGUGCACAGUGUAGUUGGAUUAUGAGAAAUGUAAAUGUUUUUAAAAUAACUCUUCUCAUGUAGUUUAUAAUAUGCCAUUAUUGAAGUUAAUUUCAGAUGAAUUAUGAUUUAUUUAAAAAAAAUUAACAGGUAAAGCUGUCAGGAAAACUGCUUUAAGGACUGAAUCAUAUAACAUAGUGCUGCAUUAAAUAUGGCUAUCUGUAGACAAAAACACACAAUUGAGUUCACUUUUUGCAGUUUGGUAGAUGGGGAAGUGUUCCUUUUCACCCAGCUGUAUGAAAGAAAUAGAUCCACUGUAAAAUAAUGUAAAUGAUCAACAUGUUCUUUUAUUAAUUACAUUUUGUGUAUAAUUUUGGCUUUAUUGAGUUGCUUUGUUAAUGAACUUGAGCUGCUUAAAUUAAAGAUUUGUCAACUUUGUCUUGUUUUUAUACGUGUGGCUAUGCCAGUUAACUUGAAUUAUUAACUGACUUAAUCAACUAUUUUAAACUAGAUAUAAACUUACUCACAUGUCAUAAAAUAGCAAAUUAAGACUAUAGCAGAGUCUUGAUGCUUGGCAGCUAUUACUAUUACUUUGAAAUUUAAAUGUCCACAAGUGUUUGAUCACUAGACACUAACCCUUUUGUUAGAACCAACCCUUUUUGUGAACUGUAUUCAAAACAUUGCCAAUAUGUGAUUCACGAGCAAGUCUCCCAAACAAACAACCGUUUGAUGGUAGAUGAUUUGAGAAUGAGAGCAAAUUACUGCUAAUUCCACUACAGCUAAACACUGGAUCUCUCUCAAUGAUCUGUUUAUGUGUUUGAGUAUAUUGUGAGUCAGACUUGAAAUUAAAGAUGUGGACCUGAGUUUGCAGAAUCCAGCAGCAGUAAAGAUGAUUUCUAGUUGUGUGUAAAAGAAAAACAACCAAUCAUGUUACCUUGUGUGCGUUGUGUCUUUUUAUUUAUCAGUUUAAAGGAGUUUAUGUUGCUGUUUAAAAAUCUGUGAAAAUGUUUCCCUGUGGAAGAAAAUAAAGAGUAAAAUUUG